This is a messenger RNA of Melitaea cinxia (Glanville fritillary), 2817 nucleotides long. RefSeq names its product protein LSM14 homolog B-A. Gene Ontology annotation, cellular component: P-body. The transcript is spliced from 9 exons. The record is from RefSeq and is a predicted model, not a curated record. Gene Ontology annotation, molecular function: mRNA binding. Gene Ontology annotation, biological process: cytoplasmic stress granule assembly; P-body assembly. NCBI's taxonomy places the organism in Eukaryota, Metazoa, Arthropoda, Insecta, Lepidoptera, Nymphalidae.
AUUCGGUGGCUGUUCAUUUUCGGUCGACGAUAUCAUUAAAAAUCUUGGUCAUCGGCAGUUUAUUUUUAAAGUGUCACUAUGAGUUCUGGUAUGCCUGAAUUGGGCUCCAAGAUAAGCCUAAUAUCGAAAGCCGAUAUUCGUUACGAAGGCCGACUCUUCACCGUCGAUCCUCAAGAAUGUACCAUUGCUUUAGCUAGCGUGCAAUCAUUCGGCACUGAGGACCGGGAGACACAGUACCCAGUGGCACCGCAGAGUCAAGUCUACGAUUACAUUCUAUUCCGUGGAUCAGAUAUCAAGGAUAUCAGAGUUUUGAACAAUGUGCCGUCUUUGCCCAAUGACCCGGCCAUUGUGCAGAUGUCUGUACCACCAUCCCUCGGAACAGGAGGCCAGGGGCAGUUUUCAGGGCAGUACAACCACCCUGUUGUUGGACAGACACAAUAUUCUCAAUAUCAUCCCAUGGCUGGCUUCCCAGGCAGUGUUCAUCCUCAACUCAGCAAGACCAGUGAGUUAUCCCCACAAAUCUCCGUGGAUUUGACACCACAGCCUCAACCUGUUAAUGCACCGAUUGGAUCUGGAGUGGUGCAUCACAACCAAGUGAAAGACCAAGGUUCAAUGUUAGAUCUUAUUGGAGGCGGUUCUCAACAAAGUGCCUCUCGUUCUGGUACCCCAGCUGCUGUUGGACACAGGAAGAGCCCUACCGCUGAUCAAGGCACUCAGGCAGGUUCCGGGGCCAGUGGUUCUGGCCAGCGGGAUGGGAGACGUACAAGCACCGGUAACACCGGCAAGCAGGCUGGUCAGCGGCCUCGACCCUUGUCUCGUACUCGCCAGCGUCAGGCCAGUGGCUCCCAGCCAAACCAGAUGAACAAUCACCAGCCCGGUGAGCAUGUUGAAAUGCAAAAUUACAACCGUGGCGGAUGGAGGGGUAGAUCGCGUGGACGCGGCCGUGGCUUCAUGCCUCGCAAUAAGAACACUCUGAAGUUUGACAAUGAUUAUGACUUUGAACAAGCUAACACAGAGUUUGAGGAGUUACGCAGUCAGUUAGCUAAAGCUAAGAUCUCUGAUGGUGAAGUUGUUAAAGUUGAAGGCGAAGUGGAUAAAAAAGAUGAUUCAGGUAACGAAACUGGGGCUGGUGAACCAGAGAUAGAAGAAGACAACCUUGCCUUUACUGGAUAUGAUAAGAAGAAGAGCUUCUUUGAUAACAUUUCCUGUGAAGCCGUUGAGAGGUAAGAUACAUGACACUUCUCACUGGAUUAGUCAAAGGGUCGCAGCCAGCGGACGGAUUGGCGGACGGAGCGCAAACUGAACUCGGAGACGUUCGGUGUGGCGUCGGCGCGGCGCGGUGCCUGGCGUCCGCGCGCCACGUGGCGUCAUGGUCCGCACCCUGCGCACCCGCACCCGCACCCGCACCACCCUAUGUCGUACUUCCCCAGCUGGAGGCCAAUGCGCGGCGGGCGCGGCCGGCCUGGCCAACACAAUUACAACAACCACAACAACCACAACAACAGCCACAACAACCAGCAACAGCGCCGCAACAACGCGCCGGCCGCUUCAGCGUCCGCGCCGCCCCCGCAGCCCCAGCCGCAGACCGCUGCAGCCAAGUAGGACAUAAAUGACGUGAAGAGUAUACUGAAUCUUAAUUUAUUAUCGCGAGGACUAAUCACAAAUGGAUAAGUAACGGAAAAGUGUAUGUCGGUGAUUGAAGUGUGUAAUUAUGUAAUCGAUUUUAAUAUAUAGAGAGAGCUGUAAUGCGGGAAGACAUAACAAGGCUAGGAUAAAAGUGAUGGACAUUGCUUUGGUGUGAUAGUGUUGUAUCCAAUAUAAGGAAGGUGUUCGAAUGAAUUCCCGUAAGCAAGCGACAGAACAAAUCGUCUUCGUCCAGGCGCUUUUAACUAGCGCGGUGUAAGUAACUGAAUAGGUGAGUCUCGUUAAAUGGGCUGUAUUGAGUUAUGACGACCUCCUGUAUGCUAAGAGUCGACCGAUACGAUAUUAGGCUAAAUUCUGUGAUGUGAGGUUUAAAUGUCAUUUAUUGUAAUUGUUGCCUUUUGUAACAAAUUUAAAGCCGUACAUUGUAUUAUGUAAAAUUAAAUUUUGUUUCGGUCCUAGCUUCUCACCUAUUAUGCGCAUUUGUGCCUAUUAAGAAUUAUAACAAAAGUUAGAGUAUGUGUUUUUAUUUACCAUAGUGUCAUUGCACUUUUAAUUAUUUUUUUUUUGUAAGCAAUGAUGCAAUGGACACAGCAGUCCUACUAGAUUAUAGUGAAAAAGAGCUUAUAGAAGGAUACCUACUCUUUCCGCUGGCGAGGUUUUCGUUAAAAGUGUAGAAAAUUAUAUUAGUGUCAACUGAACAACUAUGCUUCAGCUCAAAAUUAAAGUUCUUGCAAUGACUCGAUGUGAUUUAUUGACUGUCAUUUUUUAUUGUUAGUUUUAGAUUAAAUGAAAUGUGAUAGUAGGACUGCUGGUAUGAUCCAGUGGCAGCCACUAGAGAGUAGUUCGUGAUAGUAGAUGAAGAUUUGUUACUGUUGAAUAGAAUUGAAACGUGCGUGGUUUGCCACUAGGAUUACAGCCAGAUGGAGCUGCAGUGAUUCAGUGUUUUAUCACACAAAUUUUAUUAUAUUUGUUCAAAAAGAACUUUAGUUGUCUCAUAUCAAAAUACGAUCAUUAUAUUGUAAAUUUUUUAAAGUCGAUCGGCUAAAGUUCUGCUUUGUGCGGAUUAUCGAAAUAAAUUUUUUGACAAAAUACAAUAUAUUUGUAAAUCUGUAACUCGAAAACUGUACCUGGUGAUUGUAUUAAUACGGAAAUAUACAUUUACUACAAAUCUUC